AUGCCUCCGAAGGGCCAGCGUAAGUUGAUGCCUGCACGCAUUGACAAGACAACAUUGGCACCUUCUAGGCGAUCCCCACGGGUCCCCUCAAAAAGUUCAAAUGAGAGCUUGCAGCCCACCAAAACUUCCAACCUUUCAUCUCCCUCCUCCUCUGACAGUUCUAUCAACAUUUGUUUCUACACCCCAAAACUUUCUACUUCUGUUACUCCAACUCCUCCUUCGCCUACCUCAACUUCUAAUUCACGUGUUAAUUCUCCGGAAACACCGUCUUCGCGUCGACGAACCUUCCAGUCUCGUCCAUCUCGCCUUUCCACAGUUCACAUCAGCCAAUCGCCUUCCACCAGCGCCACCGAAAUGCGGCAGUCAACCCGUAUCCGUGAUGGGAGCAUGAAGGCCAUUGAAGCUCGCAGAGAGAAUCAAGCGGGACGCACCGUCGCUGACCCUGUGGCCAAGAAGGCUGUGAAGAGUGGCAAGGUUGCCAAAGAUGGAGUUUCUAAGAAACUUCCCAAGAAGACUGGAAGCUCGAAAAGAGUCUCCAACCUCACCACUCAGAAGGCAAUGCUGAUCGGUCAUGGGAUCGAUGUGAAGGCCGCCGGUCUGAGGCUAUAUCGAAUGGCCGCGGAUGCCCCCCACUUCCCCAUCCAAUUACAUUUCCCUGGGUUCUGGGAGAGUGUGCGGAGAGACUUCUUCUCUCGACAAAAUGAGGAAAACGCCGGUGCGGAUGCGCUCGCCGGAAAUGACAUGGCAGUCGAUGAUGUCGCCGACGAUGUCGCCGACGACACCAGCAUGGUCGAGCAAGAACCUUCAACUACUACCUUUUCCUCUUCUUCUAUGCCUCUCCCAGACCCCUUCGUUUCCUCUUCUUCUUCUCGCGACGUUACCAAAUCUGGGGCGUCAUCUUUCGUGCUGUCCCCUCCCCCUAUUCUACCAACCCCAUCCGGCCCCCACACCUUCCGUCCAACCACCUACCCCUCACUGAAGACGAUAUUCUACAAAGAGUCCGAGCCAAAGAUGCUCGGCGAUGGCUGGGUCGACACAGGGUAUGUCAACUGCGACGACGAGGAGGUGAUCCUCGCCCCUGAGCAAUACCACCCUUAUUACCCACCCCACACCUACGGCAGCGAGAACCUUCCCUUCCCCCCCGUGUACGCCCGAAGCAACCAGCAGGCCGAGGCUGCCCAUACCUACAGGUUUCCCCCGCUCAUGGGAGACUGUAAUGUCCCAACCGGUCGAGCCCCGUUCGUCAUUGAGGACGUGGCAAAGGAGAAGGCCCGAAUGCGUUCACAUGCCCCUUCAAAAAUUACCAAGAAGACCCGUUCCCGAAAGACCCGUCCGACCACCGUCACAUCUCCCGCCAAGAAUGCUGCCGUCGCCGCUGCCACUGUUGCUGCUGCCACGGGUGCCGCUCCCGAGCCUGCUGCUGCUGCUGCUGCUGCCACUGCCCCUGAGGCUGGUGGACGCAAGUCACAGCGCCGUAAGGCCGCUUCCCUCAAACUCUCUCUUACCGGUCCUUCCGCCCCUCCUACCACCGAGACUCAGGCCAAGUCUUCUGCUUCCGCUGCCGACGUCCCUCCCGCUGCUGCCACCAAGCCCAAGGAGGCCAAGGUGCAGCGGCGGUUGAAGCUGAUUCUCAAGCCAGAAGGCCAGGCUAAGGACUCCAAGGUCUCGAAGGACUCCAAGGUUUCGAAGGACUCCAAGGUUUCGAAGGACUCCAAGGUUUCGAAGGACUCCAAGGUCUUCAAGGACUCAAAGGUCUCCAAGGCCUCCAAGGUCUCGAAGGACUCCAAGGCCUCGAAGGACUCCAAGGUUUCGAAGGACUCCAAGGUCUCCAAGGACUCAAAGGUCUCCAAGGCCUCGAAGGCCACGAAGACCUCCAAGACCUCGAAGGCCUCCAAACAUUAG
Molecule: messenger RNA, 1902 nt
Organism: Penicillium bovifimosum
Lineage: Eukaryota; Fungi; Ascomycota; Eurotiomycetes; Eurotiales; Aspergillaceae
Exons: 1
Coding region: 1-1902 (633 amino acids)
Source: RefSeq, a predicted model, not a curated record